UAGUAAACAGUACCUCUCAGUUGUAAACAACUUGUGCGAAUUAAAACCUUUAAACAGACACAAUGAAGACUUGGCGAUAAAUUUCGACCCGUCAGACGUUUAAAAUGGCUUUCAUCUUUGACUGUACGAUUAUUUACGGAUCAUAAAUGAAUGUGCUCGAUUCAGAUUUAACACGAUCACACUCAUGGCAGCAUGUUUGAAGAUUUCUUUGAUCAAAUUCAUAAAGAACUUGGACCUCUGAAUCCAUUCUGGUUUGAGGAGUUGACUGCCAAAGCUUGUAGAGAUGACGAAGGACCUGACAUUUCAAAAGAUGAGGAAGAGGAGAUCAAAGCCCCAGAGAUAUCAUCUCUGGACACUCAGCUGUUUUCUACACCCAAAAUAUUCAAGCAACAUUUUCACUCUCCUGAUUCCAUUCGGAAUGAGGAUUCUCCAUAUGAAGUGACUAAUGGUUUAGACUCAAGUCCUUGUCUGUUUGGGUCAGGGAAAGAAAACUCCUGUGGACAAUCCAGGGAGGGCUUUGGCCUUCUGGACACACCCAAAAGACCUUUGAUACAUUCAGUAAAUCAAAUAUCCCGGAGUCUUGGGGCACAAAUCAACCCUGACUUAUCCUGGACCAGUUCCUUUAACACACCAUCAUCAUUGACUCCUACUUUAAUGUUACCUAAAACAGAGGACCGUCCUUCGUCUUCAAGUUGCCUCAAAGACAAGGAAGCAAUUUUUGUGCGGAAACUGUUUCCAUCUCUCUCAAAAGGUACUGAGAGUACUGAAACUUCUAGUAAAAGAGCCGUUAAACAUGAUGUGACAGAGACAUUCCAGACUGAUGCUGUGGUUAACACUGUUCGCUCCCCAGAAGCAUCUCUUGGUGCAAGCAGUCUGUGGAAGCAGAAGGUGCCGAGCGCUAUAGAAGAUGGAGAUGUGCGCACUACAGUGCAGAGCGUUCUCGAUGGUGCUGAGGAUGUUUUGUCCAUAUUCUUCAGUAACGCCACUUCUGCUCUGAGGAAGGUCAAAUCUCAAGAGAGGAACAGAAAGAAAGCCAAUUGCUCAAAGGAUGUGAAUUCAACUUUAGAGCAAGAUAAAGAGCCAGAGGAGACUUUAAUGGGAGAUGAAACUCAAACAGCUGAUGUGGAAACUAAAAGCCCUCUCACAAACAAUGAUGUCAUGCAAUGGACCCCACUGAAUUUAUCAGACUCCAGUCUGAAUGAAGGUCCUUCAUUGGCCUUGCCUUUUAUAAACAGUCACAAUACUGUAGUGUCCGGUGAACCCAAUGCUGGCAGUUCUUACAGCUGUGCGGCAGGUAGAAGCCAGUCCUUUUUUAACAGCGUCGAAAGACUCAGGUCCUGUCCAGAUGCAGAAGGAACUCAACAGCAGAAGUCUUUGCUGGACAGAUCACCUGUUUUCAUGCUUAACAGAAAACCCAGGAGGUUUGUGUAUCAAGUCCCAAGCUCUGAUGUAUCAAACGCAGGAAUUAACCACAAAACAUCAGUAUGCCUGGAGAAAACGGUGACAGAAAAUCCCUCUGAGGAAAAGGUGUCUAGUGUCCUUCAUGAAUCCAGUUUUGUCAGUGAAGAUGCAGCUAAUCCUCAAACACUACAGCAACCAACUGCCAGUUAUCUGGAUGAAGGACUAGAUAUGACCCAGCUUUCCAAGGCAUUUGCUGAAGAUUUCACUCAGGAACUGACUUCAGGAGGACUUGUUGACACGCAUUUAUGGAGUGACCAAAAUGAUUUGAGUUCAUCAGCUGUAACCACCCAUAUAGAGAAAGCGAGACAAGUAAAACCUGAAGCUGAGUUUGAGCAGACGAAAGAAGAUUUCAUCAACCAGCAAGGCAUUCUGGGUAAUCGUGAUGACAACUACACUUUAGCUGAGGUACCUGUGGACUCCGCCAAUGAGUCAACAGUUGUUCUUUCAACUUUUGAGAUUAGUCGUGACAGUGGCUGUCCCACCACUUUUUCAGAUUUAGAUGGCACAUCAGCCUCCAAGGAUAUUUUCUCUGGCUUUAAAACGGCAAGUAACAGGAGCAUCUCUAUAUCACAUGAGGCAAUAAUGAGCGCCAAGGCGUCAUUACACGAAGCUGUAGGUGACCGUUUGAUUGACACCUUUGACGUCACACAACAUAACCACAAAACAGAGACAUUGUGCAAACCAGUUUCAGAAAGCGCCAAUGCAACCAGAUCACCUGUGGUGCAGUCCAACUUCUAUGUGCUUUCAUUAAAUACUUGUGUUAGUGAUGCUCGGCCCAGUCCGGGACUUAUAAAUUCUAAGAGCUUUAAACAGAAUAUUUCAAGCUGCUCUUCACCACAGUCAUUCGUUUUGAACACAUGUUCAAAGAGGAAUAUUACAGAUUCAGAUGUUGACCCGAAAAAAGCUGGGACUCUUUUGAAGGAUAAUGUAGAGAAAGACUCAGAUUCAUUAAAACAAAUUCAUAAAAAAUUGGAAUUCAUAAGAGGUGCUGAAAGACAGACUGUGUUAGACAACAGCACACACAAACCGGGAUUGGACACCAACCGGGACUAUGCUGAGAACUGCCCCUUGACAGCAUCACAAAAGGCCGAUGUCACAGAAUUGUGCAAUCUUUUGGAGGAAGCAGAUAGUCAAUACGAAUUCACUCAGUUAAAACCCAAAAAGUUUGCCUCAGACAGCCACACCGCCAAGAAAGAGUGGGACCCCAAUAUACUUAACGGUAUUGACUUUGAUGAUAGUUUUAAUUCUGAUGUUUUGAAUGGAAAUCAUCAAACCAAGAUGGAUGCCUCUACGAUAAACAGUUCUAGUCACAGACACAAGGAACAUGAAUGUGCUUCGGUUCAAAUCGUAGAUGUUGACAAAUUAUGCAACAUAUCAAAGGAAAUCCUAAAUGAGGUGCCUUUUUCAAAGACUGAACACAAUUUAGUUGAUGGGAUGAAUAUUUAUUUCGGUAAGGAAAGUAAAUCAAACUGUUUUGGUUUUAAAACUGCUACAGGGAAAGUAAUAAGCAUCUCAGAAAUGAAUUUAAACAAAGCCAAGCAAUUCUUUGAAGAGCAUGAUGAAAAGGUCUCGUAUAAUAGAAAAGACAACAAGGCAGAGACAGACGUACUAAAGCCAGAGCAAUCUAAAGAACAAGCAAUGGUGUUUUCAGCCAAUACUUCUGAAUGUAUGGACAAGAAAUAUAUUGCCCACUUUCAGUUAAAUCAAGAUGCAAAUGAAGCUCUCAACGUAAAUGAGAAAGUGGUUGGAGAUGCAGAAACGGAGCAGAAUUGUUUAGAUGGGAAAACAGAUGUUGUCUGCUUUAACACAAAUAGCCAUUUUGGAUUUAGUACCGCUCGAGGAAAGCAGUUGAAUGUAUCCCAAACGGCCCUUGAGAAGGCAAGAAAACUUCUUAAUGAUGUUGACAGCUUUGAGGCGUCAGAACCUCAGGAACUCAUUUUCCACACUUCUGGAAUACAUGCUGACUCCAUGUCAGCAACCACCCUUCAGAAAACAAAAGCCGUUUCUUGGCAUGAAACCUCUGUAAAUAUAAAUCAGUCCGACUCCGAAAAGAUAAAUCAAGCAACUAACGUUACGGAUAUUCCUUUCUUCGAAUGUAAGAACUUCAUCCAAGAACAGAAAUCUGGCAAUGAUGCUAAAGGAAAUUUCACAAACAUUUGUCCCCCCAAAACUUGCCAGCCAUUGUCAGUGCAUGGUUAUGGCUUUCAGACAGCUAGUGGGAAAGAAGUUUCAGCUGAGGCACUUGAAAAGUCCAAGACUGUUUUCAAAGACUGCGAUGAAAAUGUUGACUGCUUAGAAGCUGCACUAACAAAGGAAAAGAAUGAUAAACUACACUUUGAAAUCCUCAAACAAACGAAUGGAUUUAAGACCACAAGUGGUACAUUUUUCAAAGUGGUGCACGAGGAGGCAAAAGCUGUUUGCAAAGACUCUGAUCUUAUUAAUGAACUCUGUGACGAGGCAAAUGAAAGAAGUGAUUUCUUCAGGAAAACAUGUCAGGGUAAUCGAGUUCAUGACAGUAAAAAUUCUUCUUUGGACCAGCAACCCCCUCAAGAAGAAGGAUGUGAGCAGACAGCCAAAGAAUGUAAUAAAGACCUUCAGAAUAACUUCUUUAAGGAUGCUUCUGAGCCUCUUAACAGCAACUGUGGUUUCACUACAGCCAGUGGUAAAGAGGUAUCUGUCCUGGCUGAAUCACUUCAGAGAGCUAAGGAUGUGCUGAAUGAUUCAGUUGAUGUUAUCGCAUGUAAUAAUGGCUCUAGAUUGGCGAAACAGAGUGUGAAUAACCAAACCGAAACCAGUUCUUCAGGUAACCAUAAUGGGUUCUCUACAGCAGGUAGAAAAAAGGUGACCGUUUCUGCCACUGCGUUGGAAAGAGCCGAGUAUCUGUUUAAAGAUUGUGAAGAGAAAAGUUUAGCAUAUGAGGAUCUUCAGAACCAAAGCUGUCUAAGCACUGCUACUGGCAAAGAAGUUACAGUAUCAGACAAGGAGCUCAAUUUUGAGUCCGUGCCUAAAAUUAAUUUCAGUUUACAAAAUGGACAAGAUGGUCUCAUGUCAAAGAAGGUCUCAUCUGAAUCCUCAGGAGAACACAAAGGAUUCUGCACAGCCGGAGGGAAGAAGGUGGCCAUCUCUGCUACUGCACUACAAAGGGCUAAGACUCUCUUUAAAGAAUGUGAAGAUGAAGGUUUAACAUCCGAGGCUCUCCAGAACCAAAACUGUAAAGGGUUUAGCACUGCUACUGUCUCAGAGAAGGCCUUGCAUGAGGUUAAAGCAGCUGGUUUUGUGGACUCAUCUUUUAGCCACGAGUCUAAAAGUAAUGCGAGUGGGUGUCAUAAAAGCUCAUGUGAGAAAAGUGUCCCAUCUGAAACUGUGAGUUCUUCAGAUGGACACAGAGGAUUCUGUACAGCAGGUGGGAAGAAGGUGACUGUAUCCACUUCGGCACUUCAAAGGGCCAAGAGUCUCUUUCAUGAUUGUGACAAGAAGGUCCAAACUAAAGCUGGGAGAUCUCAUGCAACAAGUGAGGACAUUGGGAAUGAAAACCCAAAGUUUGACCAAAAUUACGGUUUCAGCACAGCCAGUGGUGAUGUGCCUAUAUCAAAGGUUGCACUUGAGGAAGCCACCAAACUAUUCAGAGAUUGUGAUGUCCAACAAGUAAAUGACACCGUUAACCAUCCAAUAGAGACUAAAUCACACCAGGAUCCUCCCAUAAUGCUGGAUAGAUCUAGAGAUGAAGAAUCCAAAACCAUUUCACACCCAACAAAAGUAGUUCUGAAUGAACCUGCGCAACUGGACUUGCACUCUUUGGAUUUCAACAGUUGCACAGAAACCCAGCAGGAGUAUUUUGAACAGGAAGCUAUGGCUUGUACCAAAGCGUUAUUGGCAGAUGAUGACCUAAACGAACCGCCAGGGUUGGUGCCAUCAGCAAGUCCAUCUGUUCAUGAUCUACAGACACCGGAACAAAACAGAAAGAAACGUCAACUAGAUGCCAGCAGUAUAGAAGAUUCAUGUCAACCACCUUUGAAAAGACAACUCUCUGAGUUUGACCAGACUGUUGCUUGUGCCAAAUCCUCUGUCCCGACCCCAGUGAAAAGCUUUCCAAGUGGAAGCCUAAAAGCCAGACGUGUCUUUAGAUACAGCGUCUGCCUCCAGCCUAAUGUCACACAUUCAAAUCAGAAUUCAAACGACUGUGUGCAGCAUUCUUCUACUGCAACUUUCCAAAAAAGAAAACCGGCAGUUUUUGUGCCCCCCUUUAAAAAAAAUAAGCCUGACACGUCAGACGGUCAGGAUGCCUCUAAAGUGUCCAGUGGUUUUAUCCCACCUUUCGGAAAGGAUACCAAAGACGAUACUUGUCAUAGCGAUAGCUUGAUCAAGAAUCCAUGUGAAUCUAAACCUCAGGUUGACUCCUGUACAACACAGGAAAAUACAAUGACAAACUCUACACCAAGUACCCACAGCAUUGAACAGUAUUGUGGCGAGAAUGACCAACAUGGGGCUUCUGGGACAGGAGAAAACAUUUUAGUGGCCAACAUACCCUUGAAGAAUCUUGACUCUGAAGAGAGAGGGGUGUUAGAUACAGAAGCAUGUCAGGAGAUCUUCCAGCUAGCCAGGGAUAUGCAAGACAUGAGGCUUCGGAAAAAGAAAAGGCAAACUAUUCGUCCAUUACCUGGCCGCAUUUACCUUGCUAAAAACUCAGGUGUCUCCAGAAUUAGUCUUAGAGAUGCUGUGGGUCACAAAUGUCCAGUUCGAUACUGUCCAGAGGAGCUGAACCAGCAUGGAGUGCAUCACAAAGUCUCCCAGAUAACCAGUGAAAACGCAGAAUCAUUUCGAUUUGACUGUAAGGAUUUCUUCAAGCGUGACCUCCUCAUGGAGUCUGGAGCUGUACAGCUGGCUGAUGAAGGAUGGUUGGUUCCAGACAGUAAGGGCACUGUAGGCAAAGAGGAGUUUUGCAGAGCGAUGUAUGACACCCCUGGCGUUGAUCCAAAACUGAUCAGCGAUGCUUGGGUGUUCAACCACUACCGUUGGAUUGUAUGGAAGAGGGCGUCCAUGGAAAAAUCCUUUCCAGAUUUGAUGGGAAGCCUGUGUUUGACUCCAGCGCAAGUACUUCUGCAGUUAAAAUUCAGAUAUGAUGUGGAGGUGGACCGCAGUCAAAGACCUUCUCUCAGGAGGAUCAUGGAGCGAGAUGACACUCCUGCUAAGACAUUAGUGCUCUGUGUAUGUGGUGUUGUUAAACUUUCAAAUCCAAAUGUAGAGAAGCUAGUGAAAACUGAUGACAGAUCAGUUGACGCAAAAAAGGAGUCAACCCUGAUCUGGCUCACGGACGGCUGGUACGCCAUCAAAGGCCUUUUGGACCUUCCACUCUCUACCAUGCUAAACAACGGUCAACUCAGAAUCGGCGAUAAGGUUGUGAUUAAUGGGGCAGAGUUGGUGGGUUCCCAAGAAGCCUGUCCUCCUCUGGAAGCUCCUGAAUCUCUGAUGCUAAAGAUUUCAGCCAACAGCACAAGACGGGUUCGGUGGGACACUAAGUUGGGGUACUAUCGUGACCCCCGACCUUUCAGGCUGCCACUCUCGUCACUGUUCGCUGCUGGAGGUGUUGUGAGCUGUGGGGACGUUGUGUUGUUGAGAAGUUAUCCUACGCAGUGGAUGGAGAAGAAGCCCAAUGGUGUCUUCAUAUUUCGCAAUGACCGCGCUGAAGAUCGAGAGGCCAGAAUACACAGCAACUCAAAGCACAAAACCAUGGAGCUCCUUAUUUCCAAAAUACAAGCCCAGAUCGAAAAAGAGAUGGAGGGUAAGACGAAAAGCCAAGGCAGAAAGAGGACAUUUAGUCGACAUGAGAUUGAAGCUCUGCAGGAUGGGGAAGAGCUGUAUGAAGCAAUGGAGUGCGACCCAGCUGUGGAGACUCAUCUAAGCGAGAGGCAGAUGGAAGCAGUGAGUAAGUUCACAUGCUGUCUGGGGGAGAUAAGGCAGGCAGAACUUCAGGAGCGUGUGCAGAAGGCCAUGAAAGAGGCGCAGGAGGCAGAAGGCGGAUGCCCCGAUCGAGAUGUCACGUCUGUUUGGAAGCUCAGCGUUGUAGAUGCCAAUGACAUGCAGAGCAACUGCGUUUACACACUGAACAUCUGGCGCCCUUCAGCGGACUUGUAUAGCUUGCUGAAAGAGGGCCACAGAUACAGGGUGUAUCACCUCGCCACAUCAGAGAGCAAGAAACGCUCAGGUGUUGCUAAUAUUCAGCUCACUGCCACUAAGAAAACACUGUUUCGGGAUGUUGAGGUGACUCCAGAAUGGUUGCGUGUGCAUUUCCACGCAAGAGUGUGCGUAAGCUUCAGGGAACUUCAAAACCCUCAGUUUAUCUCUCCCUGUGGUGAAGUGGACAUUGUGGGAUAUAUAAUCUCCGUAGUGGACAAACAAGGUAAUUCUCCAGUCCUGCACCUCAUGGAUGAGAAGUUUGACUUGGUCUCUGUGAGAACCUCUGGUAGUUUGGAGCAGUUGGCCGUAGAGGAGCUGGUAAAGCCUCGUGCGCUGGUUGCUUUAAGUAACCUUCAGCUAAGACAGCUUUCUGGACCUGUGCCAUGCCUUUAUGCUGGAGAGCAAGCACUCUUCUCCAUAAACCCAAAAGAGUCCCAUCUUCAGGAAGCUAUGGUCCAUCUGAAGAGUCUCGUUCAGACAUGUGAGGAGUUUUUUAGCAUUGCGGAGGAGAAGAUGUCUAAUAUAUUUCCUUCAGGGGUCUCAGGCUCUUUUCAGUCUCCUAGAAUUCCUGAUGUGUCUAAUCCAAAAAUGAACGGUUGGGUGACCCCUCAGCAGAAAGGCAGAGUUUUCUCGCCAUUCACUCCUGUAUCUACGAGUAACUGUGAGACCAAAGACCCCAAGACCAAAGACCCCAAGAGCGUAAAAAGAAAGCGAGGUUUGGUCUACCUGUCCCGCAUCCCGUCCCCUCCACCCCUCACUCCUCUAAAAACCAAAGCUUCUCCCUGCGUAAACAAGACCUUCAAUCCCCCUCGGAGAUCUGUGACCCCGAAGCCUCCGGAGAAGGAGCGUGACUCACCCUGGGCCACGCGUUGUCCGCCGGGAGAUGAGGAGUUGGUUCCUGAUGAGGAGCUGGUGAUGAUAGACACCCAGGCAUUACUGGAUGGGUUAAAGGAAGAUUGAUGGGAAAGGUGUGACCCUCUCGAAACACUAAUAAGAGGAUGAAGGCCUGUGUUCGAGGCAUUGAGAACCACAGAUUGGUUCUGAAAAAUAGUGUUCAUACUGUUGUUGUUGUGAAAGCACGUCACGACGGCUUUCUGACUUUGGCCUGGUGCCAAAUACAAAGGAAAUGCAUCAUUUUACAAAUACCGCAAUAUUUUUAAACCUGUUUCUUGGUGUAUUUGUACAAGUGUAGUUUCUGUAAAGUUAGGACUGUUCA
Triplophysa rosa is the source of this 8851-nucleotide messenger RNA. It is a transcript of the gene brca2, whose product is annotated as BRCA2 DNA repair associated. Bases 193 to 8595 code for a protein of 2800 amino acids. NCBI's taxonomy places the organism in Eukaryota, Metazoa, Chordata, Actinopteri, Cypriniformes, Nemacheilidae. The record is from RefSeq and is a predicted model, not a curated record. The transcript has 27 exons. Gene Ontology annotation, biological process: regulation of DNA-templated transcription; double-strand break repair via homologous recombination.